AUGUCAUGGCCAUGGUUUUUCCUCAUCAUCUUGAAUCUCGUUUUUGCUGAGACAACACCGGAAAUGCGGUUAGGUCCGGAUGGAGAGGACCUGUCCAAUGAGUGCCAAACGGGCUGCUUGGACUGUACGGGAUGGCUAUGUCACGAAUGGGCCGACCAAUACGAGCCCACCGUCUUUGGCUGUAUCAACAGCUCCACGCCGGCUGAAUCGCGAUGCAAGGCCGGUUGUGCGUCGUGCACGCCGGACAGUUCGUGCACGAUGUGCAGACCCGGAUUGUUGAUGCGCAAUGUUGAUGGAAAGAAUCCGGAAUGCAUCAAGCGCUGCAAUCAACCGUUUGUUGACAUUGCUGGCCGUCGAUCAAAAUUUAGCGAAUCGACGGGUGGUGAACCUCUAUCGCUCUGGGCCCGUGAUCCGGAAGAUCCGAAGCUGUGCCGGUUGUGUAUGGUGCCGGGUUGCGAGAUUUGUGACGAAUGGGCCAGUGAAUGCCAACGCUGCGAGGAGGGCCGUGUUUUGGCAAUUCGACGAUCGACAACCCCAACUGAUGACCCGAUGCAAGCGUUGGAGGAGUGCGUCGAAAACACGACUGUCUCUACGGUUCCGCCAGGCGAAGUUGGCUACUACUACACGGUGCUAAACGGACAGCCAUGGCGGUUGGAUUGUCCCUGGCAAUGUCAGAGUUGCGAAGGAGGCGACGUAUCUGGAAAUGGAUCCUCUUGUACACCCAAUCCGCCGCAAUCACCGACUUGCGACUUCAAAUGCGCCGUCGGGGCCUGUGACCCGCAAAAUCGUCAUCGAUGCGGCGCCUGCCGGAAUUUUAUGGUGGCCACCGCACUUGAAACGUACUGCGUCGACCGGUGCCCCACGGGCUUUGUGGCCGACGAGAAGCGCUACUGCGUGCCGGGUAGCCCAGAUGAUCACGCUACAAACCGAACCGCCGAAGGGCCACAAUCUGGCUACGAUGAAAGCUACACGAGCUCGGACGAGGGUGCUGAGGUGUCCCCCUCCGACUUGCAGUCACCCCACCACCACGAAUGGGACGUGAUGGCCGAGGACGAGCAGGGGCUGCUCAUCUACUGGGGAACCGGCGUUCAUGGCGGCGCGCUGGCAGUGGCGAUUGUUUUGGCGCUUCUUCAAAUACAUUUCCGGAACGUGGUGGUGAUCUACCCCGCGAACCCGCCCAAUUCGUCGAGCCGGGGUGUCGGGAAUUCGGACGACGGCAUCGGCGAGUCGCAGUUUAGCCGGGCUGUCCGGCAGCGCUCCCUGCUGGACUUGUCGAGGGCGGCGGAAAGCCGCUUGGCAGGGUCUUCAGAGGUC
This is a messenger RNA of Mesorhabditis spiculigera, 1314 nucleotides long. NCBI's taxonomy places the organism in Eukaryota, Metazoa, Nematoda, Chromadorea, Rhabditida, Rhabditidae. The record is from the annotation of a GenBank genome assembly.